CCAGCCGCACACCCCUCUCACUCUCUCUCUCCCUCUAAAAAAUCCAGAACCCCUUCUCUCUCUAAAGAAACUUUGAUCUCCGUCCAUUCUCCUUCCGGUCGACUACGCCUUCAUCGAUCUUAGUCGUGUCGGCCUCAGCCUCCCCGGCAACGGACUCACCAUCGCCCUCAACCGCUAAACCCGCAACAGCCUUGACAUCGCCAACCGCCUCGCCAUCGCUUGCAACCGCCUCGCCAUCAACCGCAACUGCCUCGCCAUCGCCUGUACGCGUUCACCGCCAUCGGCUGCAGCCGCAUCGCCAUCACCGGUAGUGAUUCGAUAAAACCAGAUCUGGGAAGAGGUUGCCGUUCGAUGGAGAGAAACGAGCAUGCGCCGCCCUUACUUACGCCGCCCUUGCCUGCGUUGGCUUCCCACCACUACUGUCGUCGAUCGCUCACGGAUAGCAUGCCGGGAAAAAAUGAGAACUUUUUGUUAAUCUAUAUUAUUAUUUGAUUAGUAGUGAUUUUGGGUUUGUAGUGAUUUGUGGAAUAGUGAUUUUCAUAUGUAUUAGCAGUUGAGCAGUCAUAUUUGUACGACAGUAGUGUUUUUUUCUUUGAUGUGUAGUUAUUCCAGUAGUGGUUUACUCCUACCUAAUCGUAUUAGUAGUGAUUAUGUUAUCAUUACUUUCUAAAGUUCACCCAUCAUGAGUAACUUAAAAUUUCUAAAUCACUACUAGUUACAAUUAAAUCACUACAAGAACAAAUAAAAUUGCUAGUACAACCACCAAAAUCACUACCAAUGAAUGUAGCAGUAGUUUACGGUACUAUUUUUCAGGCCUACUACUAAAAGGAAGAUAAAAUAUUUUAAAAUUUAAUUUUUUAAUAUACCGAAUAUGCCCCUCCUUAUUCUCCAGCAUCAUAUUUUAAUUAAAAAUAAUAAACAGUGAUUAUAGUGGUUAGUACGGUGCUAACUCCAAUGAAGUUAGCACUCUAACCAGUACCCUAAAAUUGCGGAGCACAAAAUCCAAACAGGAUGCGGAUUCCUCCUACUAGAGGUUCAAGGGUAGGGAUGGCAAUGGGUCGGGCUGGUGCGGAUAGUGCAUAUCUGUUACUCUACCCAAAGUAGUUCGGGUUUUACCCAUACCCAUACCCAUUAUAGAAAUGGAUAGAAAAUUAAAACCAUGCCCAUACCCGUUCGGGUUUCGGGUAUCCACGGAUAUCCAUGGGUAAAAAAAUCUCUUUAUAACUCCAACAAAUAUGUUAACAUUCACACGUAUUCUCACAUUAUAUAAGAGGAAAAGCACGACAAUUAUUCACUAGAAUGUAGAAAAUUAAUUAAAACAACACAAUUGCAUACAAAUGUUAUAUUUAUAUGCUAAAUAAAAAAUAUGUUAGAGAAAAAUAAUGAUUUUCUAGAUAAAAUACAUGUGCUUGUGUAUAGUCGGGCGGGUUCGGGUUGGAUAGUGCCCAAACCAUGUCCAUCCAUUACCCGCAAUAUUCGGGUUCGAGUUUUACCCAUACCCACAAAAAGUCCUUCGGAUUCGAGUUAUACCCUACCCGAUUAGGUCGGAUUCGGGCGGAUAUUCACGGUUAUGGAUAUUUUUGCCAUCUCUAUUCAAGGGGUUCAAGAGUUUCCGAAUCAAAAUCGGAAACUGAAUUCCUCAUAUUCAGGCCUUGAUUCGCUCCAAAUUCUUCUCAAUAAAUACCGGACCUCCCACAUCCGAUCGUCCCCAACAGAACCCACAACUACAAAACCCUAACAAAUCCAUUCCAAUUCCUCCAGCAGCCAUGGCGAUCCUCACGGACGUCGAUGAAACGAAGCCCCAACAAACUCAGGGUUCUCCUCCUCCUCCAACCAAUCACCCGCAAGAAAAGAACAACGAAGCUGCGGCGGGGAAGGAGGAUAAGGAAGAGAAACCCACUUCCCUGCUUCCAAACGCUGGCAAUGGGCUCGACUUGGAGAAGUAUUCAUGGGGGCAGAGCCUUCAAGAAGUGACGAUCACCGUCCCAGUUCCUCCGGGGACGAAAUCAAGGCAGGUAUCGUGCGAGAUCAAGAAGAAUUCUCUGAAGCUCGGGCUCAAGGGCGCGGAUCAGGCGAUGAUCAUCGACGGCGAAUUGUUCGGUCCAGUGAAAGUGGGCGAAUCUUUCUGGCAAUUGGAGGAUCAGAAGAUCGUCUCUGUUCUGUUGACGAAGUCGGACGAGAGGAAUUGGUGGAAGUCGCUGGUGAAGGGAGGGCCGGAGAUUGACACGCAGAAGGUGGAGCCGGAGCCGAGCAAGCUGAGCGAUUUGGAUCCGGAGAUGAGAUCGACGGUGGAGAAGAUGAUGUUCGACCAGCGCCAGAAGCAGAUGGGUCUCCCCACCAGUGACCAGAUUCAGCAGCAGGACCUCCUCAAGAAAUUUGAUCUCUCCAAGAUGAAGAUGGUCGACAAAUUCAGCAACCUGCCAUAAGAUUUUUAAGAUUCCACCGCCGCAGUUUAUUGCUCUCUUUUCUGUAGUUUCCUUUCCAUGUUUUGAAGAACUUCCUCUGCUUAUAUGUAAUGCUUUUCUGACAGUUUAU
Molecule: messenger RNA, 2535 nt
Organism: Linum trigynum
Lineage: Eukaryota; Viridiplantae; Streptophyta; Magnoliopsida; Malpighiales; Linaceae
Source: the annotation of a GenBank genome assembly